UUGACUUAGAGAAAUCAAAUAUGAGUGUUUAGGGCUCUACAUUGCUUACAUAUUCUUAUACUGCGAGUAAGCACGUGAGAGCCUCGUAAAAAAAUUAUCGAAAAAAACAACACACAGCUCAUAUCUGUUUCUUUAUCCGGAUUAAAAUAUUCAAAUGUGCUCUCUCAGAAUCAUUGACCUUUAUCUUUUUCUUUUUAACCAAAUAAAAAUACGUAAACAAUCACUUCAUUUUCUCACUCAAGUUCCUCACUCUUAAACCCUAACUAAUCCAUUAUAAUGGCGGCACAAGCCGGCUUCUCACUCUCGCUCCCAACCCGAACAACUGCUCCCUGUAAGACUCACCGCACUCGCAUGGCGACUUCCAACUCGGCGAAACUUCCAUCGAUCGCCGGCCGUAAGCUUCGAGCCGCUGUGAUCGGUGGUGGUCCAGCCGGAUCCUCAGCCGCCGAAGCUCUAGCCUCCGGUGGCGUUGAGACAUUCCUCUUAGAACGAGCCCCUUCCGCCGCCAAGCCUUGCGGUGGUGCCAUCCCUCUCUGCAUGCUCGACGAGUUUCAGAUCCCCUUUCACCUUAUCGACCGCCGCGUCACCCGAAUGAAGAUCAUCUCGCCGUCAAACCUCGUCGUCGACUUCGGUCAAACCCUACUCCCCCACGAGUAUAUCGCAAUGCUCCGUCGUGAGGUCCUCGAUUCGUUUCUCCGAUCACGCGCCGAGUCAGCCGGUGCAUCCCUGAUCUCCGGCCUCGUCACGAGUCUCGAGGUUCCGACCACGAAGAACGCGCCGUACGUCAUACACUACGUAGCCACCGGCGAGGCUCGCCGGGAACGGCUUUCGGUGGACGUCGUCAUCGGAGCCGACGGCGCCAACAGCCGAGUCGCAAAGUCUAUCGGAGCCGGUGAUUACGCCAGCGCCAUAGCAUUCCAAGAGAGGAUCAGAUUGCCAGACAACAAAAUGGAGUACUACGAGAACUGUGCUGAGAUGUAUUUGGGAAACGACGUGUCGCCCGACUUUUACGCUUGGGUGUUUCCCAAAUGCGAUCACGUGGCAGUGGGCACGGGUACCGUGCGGGCCAAGAAAGAUAUUAAGGCCUAUCAAAGGGCUAUUAGGGAAAGGGCCAGUCCCAAGAUCAGUGGUGGCAAGGUUAUAAAGGUGGAGGCCCACCCAAUCCCGGAGCACCCCCGGCCGAUAAGGGUUCGUGGUCGAGUGGCACUCGUGGGAGAUGCGGCGGGGUAUGUAACUAAAUGCUCGGGAGAAGGGAUUUAUUUUGCUGCGAAGUCAGGUAGAAUGUGCGGGGAAGGGAUUGUUAGGGCGUCGGAGGGCGGUCAAGGAAUGAUCGAGGAGGAGGAUUUGAAGAGGAAUUAUUUGAAGGAAUGGGAUAGACAAUAUGUGACAACAUUUAGGUUUUUAGAUUUGUUGCAAAGGGUGUUUUAUGGGAAUAAUGCUUCAAGGGAGGCUUUGGUGGAGCUUUGUGGGGAUGAGUAUGUGCAAAGAAUGACGUUUGAGAGUUAUUUGUAUAAGAAACUAGCCGAUGGUAAUAGAUGGAAGGACGCUAAAAUGUUAGUUGAUACCGUUGGAAGUUUGAUGAGGUGUAAUAUCAUGGGAAGGAAUUGCGAGGUUUUAAGUUUAUAAAAUCAUAUUUAGUAUUGCA
Messenger RNA from Humulus lupulus (European hop), 1645 nucleotides. Its product is annotated as geranylgeranyl diphosphate reductase, chloroplastic-like. Lineage: Eukaryota; Viridiplantae; Streptophyta; Magnoliopsida; Rosales; Cannabaceae. Gene Ontology annotation, molecular function: oxidoreductase activity, acting on the CH-CH group of donors, NAD or NADP as acceptor; FAD binding. Gene Ontology annotation, cellular component: chloroplast thylakoid membrane. Gene Ontology annotation, biological process: photosynthesis; chlorophyll biosynthetic process. The record is from RefSeq and is a predicted model, not a curated record. The coding region runs from base 277 to 1626 and encodes 449 amino acids. The transcript has a single exon.